AUGACUACCGCACAGGAGGCUCGCGUUGAAGACCACUUCAACAACUGGCCCAACGUCAAAGGUUUCGAUGCCAACUACGAGGAGAAAACGCCCGUCGAGCUCGAUGUCGAAGGCCAGAUUCCCGCCUAUGCUGCGGGUGUGCUCUACCGCACUGGACCAGGCAAAUACAAGGUCGACACCGUCCACGGAGACACCUUUCGUGCCAGUCACUGGUUCGACGGAUUCAGUGAGACUCAUCGAUUCCAAUUGGUCACUCCGGACGCCACGCACCCAUCAAUGCGUGUUUUCUACAACUCUCGCUUCUCGACCGAUGGCCUCAUCGAAUUGGUGAGACAGACCGGUCACUUGGGCAAGCUGAGCUUCGGCCAAAAGCGAGACCCAUGCAAGACCAUCUAUCAUAAAGUCCAGUCCGAAUUUGAACCCGCUGAGCGGGAGCCUGAGAGCCCUGCCCACGUUAACGUGGGAGUCACCCUCAGCGUCAACAUGCCAGGUCUCGGGGUGUCUUCUUCACCCAACGGAGCCGGUAUUCGCUGGGACACGUCUUCCGGAAUCAAGACCUUGCACGCCAAAACCGACUACAACAUCUUCAAGCAGCUUGACCCGCAGACCCUGGAGCCAAUUGCCCUUGCCACGCAGCAAAACCUCCACCCGGACCUGGAUGGCCCCGAGACAGCCUCGCAUGCCCGUUCCGACCCCAAGACCGGCGAUGUCUUCAACUACAACCUCGCCGUCAAGCCAUCACCCAUCUAUCGUGUCUUCCGCAUAUCCGCCUCAACCGGCGAAACCACCAUCCUCGCAACCUUCCCCGCCACCCCAGCCUAUCUCCACUCCCUCCUCCUCACAGAAGACUACGUGAUCCUCUGCGUCUGGAACGCCCACCUCUCCCUCCCCGACGUGGGACAGAUGAGCUUCCUCGACGCCAUCAAACCAUUCGACCCAACCGCCCCAGCAAUGUGGUACAUCAUCGAUCGCAAGGCCGACAAAGGCCUCGUCGCCACCUACCAAACGCCCCCAUUCUUCUGCUUCCACACCAUCAACUCCUGGCAAGAACCGUCCACCACUGACAAAUACAAAACCGACAUCAUCGCCGAACUAAUCACUUUCCCCAACCUCGACUUCCUACACAAACUCUACUACGAAAACCUCCUCUCCGACUCCCCAUCCGCAAAAUCCAUCUGCCAGGCACAAAGAACCUCCGGCUCCACCUCAUCCAUCACCCGCUUCCGUCUCCCCGCCAUCCCCGACACCCCUAACCCCUCCCCUUCCACCACCCCCAUCCCCGCAAUCCUCGAAUCCUCCCUCUGCAAACCCCUCUCCCCCGAACUCCCAACCAUGAACCCAAACUACGUCACCCGCAAACACCGCUACACGUACAGCGUCGCCGAUCGCGGCGAAUCCACUCUCUUCGACAGCAUCAUGAAGCUCGACAACGAGACCCAGGAGACGCUCAUCUGGGCUCAUCAUGCCCAGUCCCCCGGGGAACCGAUUUUCGUUGCGAACCCUGACGGGCUGGAGGAAGAUGAUGGCGUCUUGCUGAGUGUGGUGUUGGAUGGAUUGACGGGCAAGAGUUAUUUGCUUUGUUUGGAUGCCCGGGAUUUGGCGGAGUUGGGGAGAGCGAGGGUGAAUGGGCCCGUUGCGUUUGGGUUUCAUGGUCAGCAUGUUCCUGUGAGGGGGGUUCCGACGGGGGAUUAUUAG
Molecule: messenger RNA, 1695 nt
Organism: Aspergillus ibericus CBS 121593
Lineage: Eukaryota; Fungi; Ascomycota; Eurotiomycetes; Eurotiales; Aspergillaceae
Product: carotenoid oxygenase family protein
Exons: 2
Coding region: 1-1695 (564 amino acids)
Biological process (GO): carotene catabolic process
Molecular function (GO): carotenoid dioxygenase activity
Source: RefSeq, a predicted model, not a curated record